Trichoderma breve is the source of this 645-nucleotide messenger RNA. RefSeq lists its product as uncharacterized. NCBI's taxonomy places the organism in Eukaryota, Fungi, Ascomycota, Sordariomycetes, Hypocreales, Hypocreaceae. The transcript is spliced from 4 exons. The record is from RefSeq and is a predicted model, not a curated record. Bases 1 to 645 code for a protein of 214 amino acids.
AUGGCCAAUUCAAACUUUCUUGAGACAAUUGCCUCUCCAGAGGGGGCAAAUGUUGAAUACAAUGCCAAUAUUGCAUUUGGCAAAUCGGUGGCUGGUAUAGGCGAGCAGGCCAAGAAUUUGCUUCAAUGCAUAGUACAAGACCGACAGACCAAUGGCACACGACCCAUCAUCUUUAUUGCACACAGUAUGGGUGGAAUUAUUGUCAAGGAAGCCCUUGUAACCGCGUUUUUCAAUGAACAGGCAUACCCUACAAUCUGGACAUUCACUCGCAGCAUUGCCUUUUUUGGUGUGCCACACGGAGGAUCGCAACACGCUGCAUGGGUCAAAUCCAUCAGCCCCAUUAUGGCAUUGUCUCCAGCGAAACUGAACUCGUCGUUUAUAGAAAGUAUUGCUGCAGACUCAGCUUACAACAAAGACCUAAACAACAAAUUCAAGGAUUUAUUUGGAGCAUACAAAAUUCUCAGCUUUUGCGAGACAUUACCACACGGCGAUGUUAGCCUUGGGCUUGUACACAUAAACAAGGUUGUCGACAUAGAUGCAGCGAUACUCGGAUGGCCCGACGAUCUAGAAACCAAACUAUAUAUGAAUCGCGACCACGUGGGUAUUUGCAAAUUUGCAAAUGCUGAAGAGCCGGAAUGGCAAUAG